Prunus persica (peach) is the source of this 588-nucleotide messenger RNA. RefSeq lists its product as uncharacterized. The record is from RefSeq and is a predicted model, not a curated record. Lineage: Eukaryota; Viridiplantae; Streptophyta; Magnoliopsida; Rosales; Rosaceae. The transcript is spliced from 4 exons. Bases 114 to 440 code for a protein of 108 amino acids.
UCUCCCUUCUCUCUCCUCUCUCUCUCUCUCUCUCUCCUCCCAUCGCGCGCAAGCCGUGCGCCCUCCUCCCUUCCAGCGCCUCCCGUCGCCACCACAGGGCACGCCGAUCUCCGAUGUUGGUACCACCAGCUUCGUCUCGUCGCCGCCGUCAUGCCCCGACCCUUCGCCGCACCUGCACCGGCCGGAGCUCGCCGGAAACUGGACGAGAAUCGGCGGUUUUCACCCGAACUUCAUCUCCUUCGUUCUCCUUCGUUUCUCAACCAAAUCGUUCGAGUAAGGCACCAGAAGUCCAGGCGACCCGCAGGAGGGACCUUCGAAGGGUCCAGUUAGCUCGGACCAUCAAGUUUGAGAACUUUACCAGAGGAGAUAGCAGCAAAGCUUCAGAUUUACCGAGAUGCAGCUGUAGAAGUGCGCAGGAUCCACCACCGGGCAAUUCCUAGCUUCCGCGCCAUCAAAUCAGGUAGAGUUUUGUAGAAAAGCCCUUGGAACUCUGUAAACUUUAGAAAAUUCUCUGAUAUCUAGUUGAAACUGAAAAACUGGAGUUGAGAUCUGUUAUUUGAGAUAUUCUGGCAGUUGGUGUGGAUUUAA